CUCCCGUCUCCCCCUCCCCUGCUCUGACACGUCCCUCCCGGUGCUCCUGCAUGGCCUCGGCCGCUCUCCUGCUACUCCUGCCGGGCCUGGUGCUGGCUGCCGGGCAGGCGCUGGUCCCCGAGCCCGGGCGGGACGGGCCUCCUUCUCUGGUGCUCGCCAUUAUCGCCCGUAACGCGGCCUAUUCUCUGCCCUACAGCCUGGGGGCGCUGGAGAGACUCAACUACCCCAAGGACCGGGUCUCAGUCUGGUGCGCCACUGACCACAACGAGGACGCGACUAGCCAGGUGCUGCAGGAAUGGCUGGAAGGAGCGCGCCCGUCGUAUCGCUCGGUGGAGUGGACCGCGCAGGAGGUGCCCAGGUGGUACCCGGAGGAGACCGGUCCGAAGCAUUGGCCCAACGAACGUUACGAGAACGUCAUGAAGCUGAGACAGGAGGCGCUGAACUUCGCCCUGAGAAACAAGGCGGACUAUAUCCUGUACACAGACGCUGAUAACGUCCUGACCAACGAGGAGACUUUACAGCUACUAAUGGCGGAGAACAAAACUCUUGUUGCCCCGAUGUUGGAUUCGCAGACCGGAUACUCCAACUUUUGGUGUGGAAUUACCCCCCAGGGAUUCUACCGCCGGACUCCUGAUUACUACCCCACAAAGAACCGUCAGCGCACCGGCUGCUUCCCGGUACCCAUGGUUCAUUCCACGUUCCUUCUGGACCUCCGGAGAGAAGAGAGCCGCAGGCUGGCCUUUUACCCUCCGCAUGUUAACUACACCUGGACCUUUGAUGACAUCAUUGUCUUUGCUUACUCCUGUUUGGCAGCCGGGGUACACGGUUAUAUCUGUAACAAAGACCAGUAUGGCUACAUCAAUGUCCCGGCACAGCCACACCAGGACAUGGAGGACGACCAUCUGAAUUUCGUGCACCUAAUGCUCGAAGCCAUGGUGGAAGGCUUUCCGUUCCGUCCCUCGCGUUUUGUGUCCGCGCCGCAGAGGAAUCCGAACAAGAUGGCAUUCGACGAGAUUUUUCUGAUUAAUCUUCCCCGUCGCCCUGAGAGACGGGAGAGGAUGCUCCGCUCCUUGUACGAACAGGAGAUAUCAUGCCGUAUUUUGAACGCCGUGGAUGGGAGCGCGCUGAACAGCAGCGAGAUUAAACGGAUGGGGGUGAACCUGCUGCCCGGGUUUUACGAUCCAUUCUCUGGCCGGACGCUCACCAAGGGCGAGGUGGGCUGCUUCCUGAGCCAUUUCCAGAUCUGGCAGGAGAUUGUCGAUCGGCAGCUCGACGCGACCCUGGUGUUCGAGGACGACGUACGCUUUGGGUCGUUCUUCAAGAGAAAAAUGGUCCGCCUGAUGGACGGCGUCCGUCGCUCACAGCUGGACUGGGAUCUCAUAUACAUCGGCAGGAAGCAGGUGACCACAGAUCCGGAGCCGCCGGUGGCCGAUGUUCCUGACCUCGUCGUGGCUGGUUACUCCUACUGGACGCUGUGCUACGUCAUCUCGCUGCAAGGUGCCCAGAAACUCCUGAACGCCGAGCCUCUCUCCAAAAUGCUUCCGGUCGAUGAGUUCCUGCCCAUCAUGUCGGACGCGCACCCAAACGAGGAGUACAAACGGCACUUUUUGAACCGGAACCUGCGUGUUUUCUCCAUUCACCCUCUUCUUGUGUAUCCCACUCAUUACACGGGGGAGCCCAGCUGGCUGAGCGACACGGAGACCUCCACUCUAUGGGAUGACGAUAAGGUGCACACAGACUGGAGCGGCUCGCAGAAGACCCUCAAAGACUCCCGGGGGGACCCCGUUCAUCGCGGGUUACACUCUGCGCAACACGAUGAGCUCUGACCUUCUGAUGAUGUCAGAAGAUCUUCUGGAUCAUACCCAAUGUGGCUAAAAA
Molecule: messenger RNA, 1878 nt
Organism: Spea bombifrons (plains spadefoot toad)
Lineage: Eukaryota; Metazoa; Chordata; Amphibia; Anura; Pelobatidae
Gene: CERCAM
Product: cerebral endothelial cell adhesion molecule
Exons: 12
Coding region: 51-1826 (591 amino acids)
Source: RefSeq, a predicted model, not a curated record